AGUUAGUGUUUUAUUUACUGUGAUAUAAUUUAAUCCAGCAUGGUUAUUGCUCAACAUAUUAUCCUUAUCGUAGGUGCGCUCAUAUUUCUUAUGGUGGGAAUUCUUCGAGGAACAGCUAGUAUGCAAUUAUCACCUUUAUUAUGGCAAUCCUAUUGGCUACGGCACUCUAUAAUAUUAGGAACAAUACCUGGUGCAAUUAUAUCAGCGUGUUCAAAUGAUAUUCUUGGUCGAAAACUUUCAAUGCUAUUAUUAUCAUUAACGGCUAUGCUUUCAUUUUUUUUUCUACAUUUUGCUAACAACAUUUCUAUGGCGUACAUUACAUUGAUAUUAAUGGGAGUGUCGUAUGCAUGGGCAUUAUCAGUUAUACCAAUUUAUGUGAGUGAAACAGCUUCACCUUAUUUAAGAGGACCUGCCAUAGUAUUUGACAUAAUUUGUAUGCCAAUAGGAACUUAUUUAAGUUAUGUAUUCCUAGAAAAUAUCCAAAUACCCAUGGAAUUUUUACCAACAAUCGGGGUUGUAUCACUUGUACCCAUUAUUAUUUUGGUAACUUUCUUGAAUGAAUCACCAUACUUUUUAAUCAUGAAAAAUCAAGAUGAAAAAUGUAAGCAAGUUUUAAGAAAAAUUCGUUCUGGAGAAAAUAUUGAAAGAGAAUACGACGAUAUAAAAACAGCAUGGAAUGAAACGCAUAAAGAAAAAUCAAAUCUUAGAGGAUUCUUCAUAAGUCUUGGAGUUUUAAGUGUUCAACAAUUUAGUGGUUAUAUUCUCGUAGAUAGUACCAUUUCAAUAGUUUUAAUAACACAUCCAAAAUAUUUUUCAUUAUUGAAACAUUUAAGGGAAUUUCAGUUGAUACUCAUUGGCGCAGGUCUUUUAAGUAUAUUCGCUGUGAAUUUAUGUGGUCGAAAAUUACUAUUUAAAAUUGUAACAAUAGGAGCCUGUUUGGGAAAUUUUUUAGUUGGAUUUGGAUUUUUGAUGGAAGAAAACAAAGGUCUCUCAGAUAGUCUGGGAACAUGGGAAUUAAUUGGAAGUUUUAUUUAUUUAGCUACGAUCGGAUUUGGUUUGAUUCAUUUACCUCACGUUUUAAGUGUGGAGUUAUUACCAAUGGAUAUUAAAUCUAAAGGUUGUUCUUUGUUAAUUGCAAUUGCGGCAAUAGAAGGUAUCAUAAUUGAAGAAAUACUUAAAGCAUUCCUGAAACAUGGAAAUACUGUUUAUCCGACGUAUAUCAUUUUGUUUGUAUGCAGUGUUCUCGGUUUGUUCUUUGGAAAAGUUCCUGAAACUAAAAUGAAAUCUUUACCUGAAAUACAAAAACAAUUGAAAUAUAAUUAGUGAUAAAAGUGUUUGGCAAAAAUAGGGUUUAUAAUGUGUAGACGUAAGUCUAAAAUUUGUGAUAGAAUGAGUGCUUAAGUUAUUUAAGGAUGUAUGAGCGCUAGAACAAUUUGGAUAAUUUUAGAAGGGAUUGUCCGAUUAUUUAAAUAAAUAAAUGACUUCAAAAGUAGGCACAUGUAACAUUUGUUUUACGACAAAACGGUAGAUUGAUGAUAUGUUUUCAUAGAUUCCUCCAAAACUAGUCGGUGGAUAUUAAAAACUAUUUAAAUCCUUAAGAAAUUAUUGAAAACAAAAAAAAACUCGUUGUGCCUGACUAAUUAAGUAUGUAUGAGUACGGUAGUGAGGACACAAAUUAAAAAAAUUCAUAUUUUAAAUUUUGAUGGAGAAUUAUGUUAUAACUUGACAAUAUAAGACAA
Molecule: messenger RNA, 1739 nt
Organism: Chrysoperla carnea
Lineage: Eukaryota; Metazoa; Arthropoda; Insecta; Neuroptera; Chrysopidae
Product: sugar transporter ERD6-like 1
Exons: 2
Coding region: 40-1323 (427 amino acids)
Biological process (GO): transmembrane transport
Cellular component (GO): membrane
Molecular function (GO): transmembrane transporter activity
Source: RefSeq, a predicted model, not a curated record